UCCUCGGAGGAGUGACAAGACAGCAUUGCCCUUGGUAGCUUGCGUUGUCUGUUGUGAACUUAAUUACACCCAAGGGUGCCUACACCUCCUCUCUUUAGGUAUGGAAAAUGGACUGACUCCGGGGCUUCGGUCUGCGCUCCUCAUACUUGCCAUGCUGUCCGGAAUAGGGAGCUGGGUCGUUCCGGACUUCUGCCGCACGUCCUACGAAUGCCCCGAAUAUACACUGCUCAACCAGAAUGCUGACUUUGAGGAGCGCCUGUAUGUGGAGACGCUGUGGAUGACGGCCAAGGUCAGGAGCACCAGUAACGCUGAUCUGUCCGAGGGCUUCUGGAAACUGGAUAAGUUUCGAAAAGGGAAUAACGUCCAAGGUCGAACGGUGCCCUGUAAGACCUGGCCUGCUAUCAUCACCGUCCGUCAGGGAGAAGAUCACGGCAGCGAGCCGGAGGUGUCCGUCUCGUGGUUUUUUGUCCCGGGCACGCAGCUGCCUUUGCCCCUCGACACAUCCAUCUCAAUGGAAGUGAGACCCGCUGGAAAAGUCUACGUUAGGAUCUUCAGUGGUACAGCGAGCCAAAGCAAGGCCCUGGCCACCGCGGUGGAGCUGGGAGAGAUGUUGACCCUGGCUGGGAAGACCUUCGAGGCCCACAGAUACACAGGGGCAUUCUACGACAGCCCAUGGGACAUACUGCGUGUGCACCACAAUGAGAUCUGGAUCAACGCAGCUUAGCAUGAACAGUGAUCCUAAUCUUGUAUAUCUUUAUAUAUCUGAUGUGUAUCUGAAUGCAAUACGUAUGACAUCACCAGUAACUGUGUUACUUUGAAAGUGUUUUUUAAUUAAAAGUGAGUGAAUGAGUGCGUUCUUAAUUUGAGAUUUAUUACAUUAUUCAAGGGAUAUGUAAUGUGGCUGCCAAUAAAAAACAUACACCUAAUGUAAA
This is a messenger RNA of Gadus morhua (Atlantic cod), 932 nucleotides long. RefSeq names its product heme-binding protein soul2 (gene soul2). Bases 101 to 724 code for a protein of 207 amino acids. Gene Ontology annotation, cellular component: cytoplasm. The record is from RefSeq and is a predicted model, not a curated record. The transcript is spliced from 4 exons. Gene Ontology annotation, molecular function: heme binding. Lineage: Eukaryota; Metazoa; Chordata; Actinopteri; Gadiformes; Gadidae.